GGAUUUGUCUAUAAAUCAUUCGUUUUUCUUUAGAUUAUUUACACAGAAAAUCACGCACCAAAUCGUGUUAUUGAUCUACCCAUUAUUCGCAUUUCAGGCAAUCACAUAGUUGUUUGGUGUUUCGAUUGGUUUCAAUUCUAUGUCGGACGACGCAGAAGUGACGAAUAAUAAGAAAACGACGAAAUCGACAUUGUUAGAUGGCAAUCACAUUUUUCCUCCUUUUUAUGCUUGCUAUCUGUUGAGGUCCAAGGCUACUGCUAAUUCCAAUCGAACUUAUGUUGGGUCCACACCAGAUCCGCCAAGGCGAAUUAGGCAACAUAAUGGAGAGCUCAAGCAGGGAGCUUGGUCGACAUCCCGUCAUCGCCCAUGGGAGAUGCAAAUGAUCGUAUACGGGUUCCCAAGUAAGCUCGCGGCCCUUCAGUUUGAAUGGGCGUGGCAAAAGCCAGAACUCUCUAGGCACCUCAGAAUUCGGGGGGAGGAUCAAGAAUACUAUCACAUAUUCACUAAAGAUGCAAGGCGCAACUGGGUCGAACGUAAAGUUUGCGUCGCUUACGCUCUAAUCUCUUUAACGCCAUUUAAUCGAUUACCUCUUCAUGUACGGUUUUUUAACCAUGAAACCCAUGGCAUCUGGCAGUCGAUUCACGAGCAGGCAGGUGUCAACACUAUACAACGUGGCAAAUCUCGUGCGAAGCCCGUCAAUCCGCUGCACCUUCUCAGCCAAAGUGUAGCGCCUGCUGUAACGAUAAUACUUGACCUUGGAGGUGUUUCAGGGACAUCAGGGAAGAGAAGAGAGUGUACGAAGGGUGUUAUGAGCCACGAGGGUCCUAUUGACGUAAAAGACGUUGAGUUCAGACAGGGAUUUGGUGUACGGGGGAAAUGGCUAGAGAUAAGAAAGCGUAUCUUAUCAGGACAGGAUCUAUGUUGCCACCUCUGUCAAGAGCGCAUAGCUUUCAAUGACCAUUUGACAUUUUCAAUAUGUCCGCUCGCUGAAUCCCAAGAUUGUUUCUGCAUAACACAUCUCAUUUGCCUGGCAAAGCAUUUCCAAGAUGAGGCACCAGUCGAAGAUCGAAGGGCGCCUUCACAGCCCAAAAUAUUACCUUAUCAAGGUUUAUGUCCCAACUGUAAGCGGACAGUGCAAUGGGGCCAACACAUCCGAGCUUGUUACGCGCGUAAAGAGCAGGUCGAGAAAGCAGAGAAAGCAGAGAAAGCAGAGAAAGCAGAGAAAGCAGAGAAAGCAGAGAAAGCAGAGAAAGCAGAGAAAGCAGAGAAAGCAGAGAAAGCAGGUAGGAAGGUCAGGCAAAGAGAAAUGAAAACGAAAAAAGGGGAUCAAAGCAAUGGAACGGUCGCCCAGCCAGAGUCCAUAUACUCUGCCACACCUGUGCACACAACCUUUGGCUUGUCCAAUGCUUCUGCCACAUUAAUUGAUCCUUCCAUGCCUGCCAGAUCAAUGAAGAGCAAGGACGUCGGUGGCGAAGGUAUCCGUCAUUCUACACAUACAGACGAUAGUGAUGGCAUUAUCUCCGUAUAUUCGGAGACGGAAGAUGAAAGCGAAAGCGAACCGGAAUGGGAGAUUUUCGAGGCAGAGAUGAUGGCUCUCUCAUAGCAUGCGCAUUUAUGCAAGGAAGGAAUUAAUCUGUACGACAAACUGGUGCCAAAAGGCAGUGUAAACAUAAUUAUUUGUCAAUGCAAAACAUCAGAACUAUCUUCCCUUUUAUGUUCUUGAACCGGGUCAUCUUCUUUCCCACUCUCAACCUGCAGUCCUGCUAGUCUGUCACUCAACGAGGUGCACUCUUCCUUUUGCGAUGAGACAGCACUCGAAGCUGUUUUAGACUGGCUCUCGACUUCGGCCGACCCCACAACAACCGGAUAUGCUGGGUCAGGGGACGUGUUGGAAAGAGGGGUGUCCACAGAGCCACCAUCAUCCUCAUCGUCUGUCGUGACAUAGUCCUCCCAAUCAAGCUACAGUAUCAUGUCAGCACUGUCAGAAAUUCAGGUAUCUGAUAUGCCACUUACAUAGUCGUAGAUCACCCUAACGAUCAAACUGCAACUAGGGCAGAUGGCAAUUUCCUCCCCAUCUCGAAGUUGACCUUUGGAUAUUUCGAAACGGUCACCGCAAGGGCACGGAUAGUGGAAUACCCGGGCAACUGGAUCCCAGGCGAAGUCUUCGAUUUCUAGUUCGUCGUAGUAAUUGGGCAUUGCCUCGAGGCUUCGUUGGGU
Cryptococcus deneoformans JEC21 is the source of this 2217-nucleotide messenger RNA. RefSeq lists its product as hypothetical. The record is from RefSeq and is a predicted model, not a curated record. Gene Ontology annotation, biological process: double-strand break repair via homologous recombination. Lineage: Eukaryota; Fungi; Basidiomycota; Tremellomycetes; Tremellales; Cryptococcaceae. Gene Ontology annotation, molecular function: 5'-flap endonuclease activity; crossover junction DNA endonuclease activity. Bases 140 to 1603 code for a protein of 487 amino acids. The transcript has 7 exons. Gene Ontology annotation, cellular component: Slx1-Slx4 complex.